This is a messenger RNA of Cordyceps militaris CM01, 3288 nucleotides long. RefSeq names its product ATP-dependent RNA helicase A. The transcript has 3 exons. Gene Ontology annotation, molecular function: RNA binding; ATP binding. NCBI's taxonomy places the organism in Eukaryota, Fungi, Ascomycota, Sordariomycetes, Hypocreales, Cordycipitaceae. The coding region runs from base 1 to 3288 and encodes 1095 amino acids. The record is from RefSeq and is a predicted model, not a curated record. Gene Ontology annotation, cellular component: intracellular anatomical structure.
AUGGCCGGCAAUAAGAAAAAGAAGAAGCCAGCGGCUAACCCUGCGCGAGGCUUUGCGACCACCUCCAUUGCAGCUAAGCCACGACCCGAAGCGACCGAGUCGCAAACAGCUGCGCCAUCCAGUGCCCCUCCUGAUAAAAACGAUGUCCCUCCAUCGACCACCGAAACGCCCAAGGCGGACAGCAACACGUCGGAAAACCCACUGAGUGCCGAAGAGUUUGAAAAGCAACUUGAGGAAUCUGAACUCCAGCUUCUAGUGGAAAAAUUAGCCCAGAAGUGCAAACGCGAUGCGGCUCGGCAACGUAAUCGACUGGAAACAGACCGGAGGCUACUUCGAGGCCAAGCAGAGUCUGUCAACAGCUUCAAGUGGUUCAGUGCCGAUCUUAUGGACCAUAUUCAAGAUCUUAUCUCAGGAGAAACUCGGUUCUCAGUUUCCAGCUUAUCAGCAGAAAGCCAUGGUGCUGGCAAGAUGCCAUCCGAAGAAGAAAUGGUUUCCCGCUUGUGGACGCUACAACUGACGUUGCAACAUGCCGGUUUCGAGGAGAGUCGAGUCCGCUCAGCUGUUAAACAUAUCCUCGACAUCACACCGAGCAUAUCCACCCCCGGUAAAGAUUUAAUCUGGGGACUGGAAGAAUCCCUCGACUGGCUUGCGCGCGAAUGUGGCCUGGAGGAAUUGCCGGCUUAUGAUAACAGGCCGAAACCAACUUCAAAAGGAGAAACGCCAAGCGAUAGCCCAAUCCCUUCGAGAUCUACGACCCCCAAGCCGAAUCGCCACCUAGCUGGUAGAGGUCUUGACGGACGAGACCGAAAGAUGCAGUCACCCGUAAAGAAAACAAUUGCCACAUGCGACAGCGAUGUUGAACCCGACGAGUUGAUACCCGAGUAUAUUAGCACCAAAACGAAGCUGUUGGAGCUCUCCAGAACUCCAGCGGCUGUUUCCGAUGACAAUGCAAUGACUGUUGCAAAACUUGAAGCUAAAAUACAGAUGAUCGAAAACGAUGUAUUGUUUGACAAGCCAACUGCCGAAGCACAAUGGCGAGGCAAGAAGAUUGCGGUGGAGCAGCAGCUGGCAGUUACAAGAAAACAACGGGAAGCGAAACGUGAAAAUGCAGUGCCUAUGGAAUCCCUGGUGCUGGAAGACCCCAAAGAAAGAGGUAUAAACAAUGAAGCUGAGCGUGUUGCUGCAGAAAUUCUUGCGCAGGUUGAAGACAUGGACGACCUUGAAGGAUUGUUCGACUCCCUGCCACAGAGUGAAAUAGAUCCCGCCACAGGAAAGUCGCAAAUAGUCAUCAACAGUGCCGAUGGCAGAAAAAUGGUACUCAAGGACUUUGGAAAGUGGACAGGAAUGGGACCUCGCCGCAUUUUGGAGGAAGCCUGUCGAUCAAGUGCAGAGCUGGGCGAGAACUGUAAUGACAUAGGGACAAAUCGCUCACUUAUCGGCUAUUCCAUUCGGCUCGAGGCCAAUGUCUCGAAGGAAACUAGGUUGAUAUACGCAACUAUUGGUAUUGUCAUGCGCAUGCUGGAAGGCUCAAAUGACCUGAAAGACAUUACACACUUGGUUCUGGACGAAGUUCAUGAACGUUCGAUCGACAGUGACUUCCUUCUGAUCGUUCUGAAGCGUUUGAUGAUUCAAAGAAAAGAUCUCAAAGUCGUUCUCAUGUCGGCCACUGUUGAUGCAGAUCGCUUCUCUGCAUAUCUGGGUGGAGCUCCCAUCCUCAACGUCCCCGGAAGAACAUUUCCGGUCGAAGUUCGUUACCUGGAGGAUGCCAUUGAGCUCACCAGCUAUACACCUCCAAAUUCGGCUGGUGACAAGAUGGUGGAUUUAGAUGACGAUAUUGGCGACGCUGAUCCGGACGCCCCUAAGAGUGAAAUAUCACAAUCCCUCGCUGCGUACUCACCCAAAACGCGCAGCACCCUCUCCCAGCUGGAUGAGUAUCAGAUUGAGUUCGAUCUGAUUGUGCAGCUAAUCGCUCGCAUCGCCACAGAUGAAGAUUUGCAAAGUUACAGCAGUGCCAUUCUUAUUUUCCUUCCUGGUAUCGCUGAGAUCCGAACACUGAACGAUAUGCUUCUCGGCGAUCCACGGUUUGCCAAAGAAUGGCUGGUGUAUCCUUUGCAUUCUACCAUUGCAACUGAUGACCAGGAGGCCGCGUUCUUAAUACCUCCUCCUGGCAUGCGGAAAAUUGUGCUGGCAACGAACAUCGCUGAAACUGGCAUUACAAUUCCGGACGUUACAUGUGUCAUUGAUACUGGCAAGCAUCGUGAGAUGAGAUUUGAUGAGCGAAGGCAGCUUUCGAGGUUGAUUGACACUUUCAUCUCGAGAGCCAAUGCAAAACAACGCCGCGGCCGAGCUGGUCGUGUGCAAAAGGGCCUUUGCUUUCACAUGUAUACUCAGUUUCGGCACAAUAAUCUCAUGGGCGACCAGCAAACACCAGAAAUGCUUCGUCUGUCGUUGCAAGACUUGGCCAUUCGAGUCAAAAUCUGCAAGAUUGGUGGAAUCGAGGAGACAUUAGGAGAUGCACUAGACCCACCUUCAGCCAAAAACAUUCGCCGUGCAAUCGAUGCGUUGAUAGACGUGCGGGCGUUGACUCCCGGUGAGGAUUUGACACCACUAGGACAUCAACUUGCUCGUCUUCCGUUGGAUGUUUUCCUCGGCAAGUUGAUCCUUUUCGGGACUAUCUUCAAAUGUCUAGAUGUGGCUCUCACGCUCGCUGCUAUACUAUCGUCCAAAUCACCGUUUUCUGCCCCAUUCGGACAACGAGCGCAGGCAGAUAAUGCUCGCGCAGCAUUCCGCCGAGCUGACUCAGAUCUUCUUACAGUCUACAAUGCUUACUUGGGAUGGAAGAAGACAUGCCUAUCGAAUAGCGGUGUAGGGAAGGAAAUGCAGUUCUGCCGCAAGAAUUUUCUAAGUCAACAGACUCUGUCAAACAUUGAAGACUUAAAGGGUCAGCUCUUAGUGUCCCUGGCAGACUCUGGCUUCCUUCCGCUUACUGACGAGGAACGGAAGGCACUUUCACGGCAACGCUUCUCUGGAGGACGCGGCCGCCGACAGCAGCACUUCUUUGAGGUUCCUGGCCGAGUCAACAUGCAUAGCGAUAACGAUGUAGUCUCUGCAUCAGUCGUCGCUUGGAGCUUCUAUCCUAAACUCUUGGUGCGAGACACACCUGGCAUGAAGGGUAUGCGAAAUAUUGGCAACAAUCAGUCUAUCAGCAUACAUCCCUCAUCAGUAAACCGUGGUCACUUCGACAUCAAGUGGCUCUCGUAUUAUCAUAUUAUGCAAUCGAAGUCGUGA